This is a messenger RNA of Mesoplodon densirostris (Blainville's beaked whale), 1155 nucleotides long. It is a transcript of the gene IL3RA, whose product is annotated as interleukin 3 receptor subunit alpha. Gene Ontology annotation, biological process: cytokine-mediated signaling pathway. Lineage: Eukaryota; Metazoa; Chordata; Mammalia; Artiodactyla; Ziphiidae. The record is from RefSeq and is a predicted model, not a curated record. Bases 1 to 1155 code for a protein of 384 amino acids. Gene Ontology annotation, cellular component: membrane; external side of plasma membrane. The transcript is spliced from 11 exons. Gene Ontology annotation, molecular function: cytokine receptor activity; protein binding.
AUGGCUUUCGUCUGGCUGGCGGUGUUCCUGGUGCCCGUCUCCAGCCUGCUGCCACCGGACCACGACUCUUACCCUAUAGACAUUUCAGAUCCAGACCCACCAGUUAAGAACCUAAGGAUGGAGCCAGAAAGAAAAAGAUUGACCUGGGACCUCCAUGGAAACAUUUCCGAAAUAAUGUGCUUCAUCAAUUCAAAAGUUUUCACUAAGGCACGGAAAAGCACGUAUUGCAGUAUUCCUGACUUGUCAUGCCAAGCUACAAACUACAGCAUCAAGGUGACCAAAGGUCAGCCAUUCUCCACGUGGAUUCAGUAUCCUAGUCAAGAAGGGAAUCCCAGGGCGGCUGCAGAAAACCUGACCUGCUGGGUUCACGACGUGGAUUUCCUGACGUGCAGCUGGGCGGUGGGCCGGGAGGCCCCGGGGGACGUGCAGUACAAUCUGUACCUGGAGAACCUGGACUCCUAUGAGAAGUGGCCGUGCUCGCAGUACACAGCAGAUGAGCAAGGGACGAACGUCCAGUGCCGUUUUCACAACAUCUCUGUGUUGUCCAAGGAUCAAACGCGUUUCCUGGUGAACGGCACCAGCAGGGGCUCCAAAAUCCCCUGCUCUGAAACGAGCGAUAGAUUAGCCAAAAUCGAGGUAUUAGCUGCUCCCAACAUCACUAGCAGGUGGUGUAACCAAAGCUACUUGUUCAUGCAGUGGGAAGUGAGGAGUCACCUUAAUGAUGACUUCAAGUAUGAACUGCAGAUACAGAAGGGUAUGGAGCUCGCCUACAAACAGGAGACCUAUAAAGCCUUCUUGGAGCUGAACAAUCCUGGGACCUACACGGUGCAAGUAAGGGCCAGGGAUGCCACCUUCUCCCAUUACAAACCUUGGGGCCCAUGGAGUGUCCCCCAACACUUCGUGUGUGAGGAGGGCGCGCGCCUCCCCGUCUGGCUGACGUCUUUGCUGAUCGCGCUGGGGACGCUGCUGGCUAUGGGGCUCGUGCUCCGGUUUUGCAGGUUCUCGGUGAUGCAGAAGCUGUUCCCUCCCAUCCCUCACAUCAAAGACCAUAUCAAUGGCAAACUUCAGAACGGAAGGACGAUGACCUGGGACCCCGACCAAGACAGCCAGGAGGAGUGUCCAGUGGUCGAGGUGCACGUUCCGGGGGAAACAUGA